Messenger RNA from Conger conger (European conger), 1967 nucleotides. RefSeq names its product ganglioside GM2 activator (gene gm2a). Gene Ontology annotation, molecular function: lipid carrier activity; enzyme activator activity. The record is from RefSeq and is a predicted model, not a curated record. Bases 216 to 815 code for a protein of 199 amino acids. Gene Ontology annotation, biological process: lipid transport; ganglioside catabolic process. The transcript has 4 exons. Gene Ontology annotation, cellular component: cytoplasmic side of plasma membrane. Lineage: Eukaryota; Metazoa; Chordata; Actinopteri; Anguilliformes; Congridae.
AGAACAGAAGUAUCAACACUGCGGAUGCAAUGGAAUUAUUUGCUCUGACCAGAUAUUCGUAGCAGUUCUUAUUGGGCACCUAGGUUUAAACGGCAAUUAGUUUUUCUAGUCGUGUAUCUUGAACUGCAUUCAGCGAUCGUCUGCCGCGUAGGAACAGUCACGGUAUUGUUCAGUCUUUGGAGAAACAUUGUUGCUAUUGUAUAUCAGGCUACAACAUGAGAACCAUUAUUGCAAUUGUUCAAGCGUUCUUUAUCGUCAAUAUUUGUAUUCAUCAAGGAGAAUGUGAGUUUCAUUUCAAGAGGCACACUUCAAAGAAUUUUAAGGUUCUCGGUUUCUCUUGGGAGAACUGCGGUAAACAGGACGACCCAGCUGUGCUGAAGAGCCUUGAUUUGUCGCCUGACCCAAUAAGUAUUCCCGGAGACGUGACUGCCAGUGCUUCUGGUACUACGACUGUGGAACUGGCUGCUCCUCUCGCUCUCAACCUGACCCUGGAGAAGGAGGUGGCUGGAUUUUGGGUUAAGGUGCCCUGCUUGGAUGAGCUUGGGAGCUGUCAUUACCCCGAUGGCUGUGAGCUGCUGGACACCAUCUUCCCUCCUGGGCAGGACUGUCCUGAGCCCCUGCACACCUAUGGGAUUCCCUGUCACUGCCCCUUCAAGGCGGGGGAUUAUUCGCUGCCUCAGUCGGAAUUCCAGCUGCCGAAAGUGGACCUGCCAUACUGGCUGACCAAUGGAAACUACAGAGUGAAGGGAGUUUUGGGUUCCAAGGGCCAGGAGCUGGGCUGCCUCAAAGUGGCUUUGUCUCUCCACUCAGACUGAGCCCAAGUCCAGUGCCAACCAAGUCCAGGUCCGUGGGAAACCAACUUGGAUUUCUAUUUUCCGCUUAUCAAAGUGUUUAUCAGUUGACCAAACUGUAAUAAUUAUGAAUGCUUAUUAGAAAUGGGAUAAAUUGGCUUAUUGACCCAGUAGUCAGCUUAAGUACCUUUUUAUAAUAAAGAAGGAACAGGUCAGUGAAUUAAAUUUAGUAGGAAACUGUAUGUUGACAGAAAUAAACAGGUUGACUCAGAGCUUGUUGAUAACCACUGUUUUGCAAAACUGGUACAUUGCCUUGUUUCAAAUAAGAUUUAUCAAUGUUUUUAAGCGAAUCUAUUUUUUAAAGAAAAUAGCGUACUAAUAUUAAUGAUGCACAGGAUUAAUUGUUUUCACUUUAUUUACAGAAAGUGUAUCUUCUGUAUAAUGUACUGUAUAAGAGCUGAUUUUAUGAAUCUUCAGGGGACAGGGGUAAGAGGUUCACCAGAAUAUUAUUUGUAUUGAGUUUUCUUUUUUUCUUUUUAAUGAUGUAUUUGAUGAUAAAUGCACUUUUGGGAUUUAGCAUGCAUGUAUGAUUCCAUGCAUGUAGGUAUGUUUCCACAUUUCUUUGCAAAUAACGUGGAGCCUACUCCAGUGGGGAAUAAUUGUCUGUUCUUUUAAUUAUGUCAGAAUGGCAAUAUUCCAAUAUUACCCACAAAUUCCAGCCGCUGUUGUUCCUGAGAUGAUGUGUGUAACUCACUGAGGUAUGUUAGACUUACACAGUUUUAGUGAAUGUUGAAAUCCUGCUGUAACAGCCAGGAGAUCUGGAAUCUCCACUGGUUAUGGAAGUUAUGAGUAACGAGCCAAAAUCUUUCAUAUGUUGAAUGAGACUUGGCAAUGUUUGUUCAGUUUUGUUCACUUCAUCAUUUUCUUUUAUCUGUUCUACAUACUGUCAUUUUGUACCAGUGUUUAAUCUUUUAAAUAAAUCACUGUUUGUAUCAUUUGUAAUGACCAUUGUGUUCAGACAUGCCCUAUUGUUAUCUUGCCUGGCAACACUCCACUGCAACACUUGACAAGCAGUGGGUAAUGUAAUUUGCAGUGGAAACAAAAUGGAGGAUCAUUUAGACAUACUGAUUUUUUUUACCAGUUUAUAUUAAUAAAUAAGUACUUGUUUUAUAUUAA